Molecule: messenger RNA, 1043 nt
Organism: Talpa occidentalis (Iberian mole)
Lineage: Eukaryota; Metazoa; Chordata; Mammalia; Eulipotyphla; Talpidae
Gene: DHRS7C
Product: dehydrogenase/reductase 7C
Exons: 7
Coding region: 39-974 (311 amino acids)
Biological process (GO): regulation of release of sequestered calcium ion into cytosol by sarcoplasmic reticulum
Cellular component (GO): sarcoplasmic reticulum membrane
Molecular function (GO): all-trans-retinol dehydrogenase (NAD+) activity
Source: RefSeq, a predicted model, not a curated record
UCCAUUUGUUUUCGGAGACACUUUUCCCCCAGAACAAGAUGGGAGUCACAGCAGUGCUCAUGCUGCCCCUGCUGCUUUUGGGAAUCAGCGGUCUUCUCUUCAUCUACCAAGAGGUGUCCAGGCUGUGGUCAAAGUCAGCCGUGCAGAACAAAGUCGUGGUGAUCACCGAUGCCAUCUCGGGACUAGGCAAGGAAUGUGCUCGGGUGUUCCACAUUGGUGGGGCAAGAUUGGUGCUGUGUGGGAAGAACUGGGAGAGACUAGAGAACCUGUAUGAUUCCUUGACCAGCGUGGCUGACCCCAGCAAGACAUUCACCCCAAAGCUAGUCCUCUUGGACUUCUCAGAUAUCAGCUGUGUCCAGGAUGUGGCAAAAGAGGUCCUGGAUUGUUAUGGCUGUGUGGACGUCCUCAUCAACAAUGCCAGCAUAAAGAUGAAGGGACCUGCUCAUAAGAUUUCUCUGGAGCUUGACAAAAAGAUCAUGGAUGCCAAUUACUUUGGGCCCAUCACAUUGACCAAAGUCCUGCUUCCCAACAUGAUCUCCCGGAGGACAGGCCAAAUUGUGCUAGUGAAUAAUAUCCAAGGGAAGUUUGGAAUACCGUUCCGGACAGCCUAUGCUGCCUCCAAGCAUGCUGUGCUAGGCUUCUUUGACUGCCUCCGAGCCGAAGUCGAGGAGUAUGAUGUCGUGGUCAGCACUGUGAGCCCGACUUUCAUCCAAUCCUACCAAGCUAAUCCUGGCCAAGGAAGCUGGGAAGCCUCCAUUUGGAAAUUCUUUUUCAGGAAGCUGACCUAUGGGGUGCACCCCAUGGAGGUGGCCGAGGAAGUGAUGCGCACCGUGAGACGGAAGAAGCAAGAGGUCUUCAUGGCCAACCCCAUCCCCAAGGCUGCUGUGUACAUCCGCACCUUCUUCCCGGAGUUCUUUUUUGCUGUGGUGGCUUGUGGGGUGAAGGAUAAGUACAAUAUCCCAGAAGAGGAUUAACUGCAGGAGGCCAAAUGGGUUGCCCAGAGAUGGGAAUAAAGGCUUUCCUGGCAGGGGCUGGGUUUUCAU